Passer domesticus (house sparrow) is the source of this 4130-nucleotide messenger RNA. RefSeq names its product pleckstrin homology domain containing N1 (gene PLEKHN1). Lineage: Eukaryota; Metazoa; Chordata; Aves; Passeriformes; Passeridae. Gene Ontology annotation, molecular function: phosphatidylinositol phosphate binding; cardiolipin binding; phosphatidic acid binding. Bases 412 to 2523 code for a protein of 703 amino acids. Gene Ontology annotation, biological process: 3'-UTR-mediated mRNA destabilization; response to hypoxia; positive regulation of apoptotic process. The record is from RefSeq and is a predicted model, not a curated record. The transcript is spliced from 13 exons. Gene Ontology annotation, cellular component: mitochondrial membrane; cytoskeleton.
GCCCACCCAGUUUUGGCUUGGAAUGAAUUCCCAGUCUGGAUGUGCCCAGCAAGGCUCAGGGUGCAGCCCUGCCCUCCUCCCCAAGGACACCAGCAGCCCCCAGGGGUUCAUCCCAGAAAAGCAGCAGGAAGAGUUUUAUUUAUCCCCAGGUGGGGAGAAGUGAGGGGUGUGGGGUUGUGCUCCUGCACAGAAGGAAGAAUUCCCAUAGAACCAGGAAAUCAGGGAAGCCCCCAGCCCCGAGUGCUGCCUCUCCUCAGCGCUGCCUCUCCUGUGGUGUUUCCUGUAGCUUUUCCAGUUUUUUUGCAGGAAAAAUCUUCCUUGCAGCUGCUUUUGUGACUGUGGGGCUCCCAAAACUGCCAGGCACCCAGAACCCAGAGGAAGUGAGGGGUCUGAGUGGGAUCUGAGCUGGGAAUGCUGAGGGAUCAGGUGGAAUCAGAGCAGAGGAAACCUUUCCACUCCCCCCCGUGGAAAGCACACUCAGGACACACUGGGAUGGUUUUUCUGUGGAGCUGGGACACCCUGAAAGUGAAAUGUGCCUCUGCCCCCCCUCUUUUCCAGCCCACAAGCCCCAGCUUUAGGUCAGGAUCUCCUCACAGGCUCCCAGCAGCAAGCAAGCCCUGGCCCCACGUUGGCAAGGAGACCCAACAACAAACAGCCCAUCCUGGGCACCUGCCCAGGGCCCUUUCCCAGGAAUCCCUGCUGGGAAGAUGUUCUGGGAAUGGCUCUUCCACCAGCCCUGAUCUGCUUUUCCCUGUGUCCUUGGUACAGAUUAUCCAGAAGCAGGAGAACCAGAAGGAAAACUUGGACCAGAGGUUCCCCAGCCUGUUCAAGAAGGGCCGAAGGAAAACGGUUGUCAGGAAUUUGGGCAAAAUUAUUUAUUACUCCAAGGUCAAGUUUAAGUUCCAGCACUGCCAGGAGGUCAACAGCUGCUUCCUGGAGCUGUUCCAGUCCUACCUGUACUUCCAGUCCACGGGUCCCAACGGCCUCACCUACCAGGGGCUGCUGCCUCUGAAGGAGCUGCAGGUGCGUGAGCUGGGGGCUGGCCAGAGCCCGGGCCAGCAGGACCACGCUUUCCACAUCUCAGGGCCCCUGCUGAACCCCCUGGUGGUGUUCUGCCAGUCUGAGGCCGAGCUGAAGCAGUGGCUGUACCACCUGGAGAAGCAGAUCCAGCUCUGUGGAGGGAGCCUGGCCUUGCCCCUGCUGUCCCAGAGCGGCUGGACGCAGAGCGCCGGGGACAAGGAGGAGCUGCGCUGGUCCGUGCAGAACCUGCCCGUGCAGGAGUGGAGGGGAACCCAGCGGGAAUCCCUGGGAGAAAUCCUCUGCGUGUCCAAGGUGAAGCUCCAGCACCUGCCCUUCCAGGAGCAGCACGACCGGCUGCUGGUGCUCUACCCCUCCACGCUGGUGAUCGUGUCCGAGGAGCCCGCUGGCCUCUGUUUCAAGGGAGAGCUCCCCCUCAACGCCAUCCAGGUGCUUUUUGAGGAGAACGACAAAACCUCCUUUCUGAUCGAAGGCCGACUGAUAAAUUCCAUCCGGGUGACCUGUCCCAGCUACCAGGACUACCAGGAGUGGCUGUACUGCCUGAAAACCGCCCAGUUCCGAAACGCAGACUCCUCCCUCUCGGGCUCCGAGAGCUUCUCGGUGGGCUCCAAGCCGCCCCACCCCAGCCAGUUCCCCAGCAGCGGGAGGGGAUCCCUCAGCUCUGACGGCCGGACGAACUCCUGGGCGUCCGGAGGGAGAGUGACCACGCUGACCCAGCUGUCCCAGCCCAGCUCGCUGCCCGAUGGCCACUCCUUCCUGCUGAGCCCCGAGGGCAGGCUGCUGGAGGAGCCCCUCUCCCCUGGCUACUCCCAGCCUCUCCAUAGCCUGGCACAGCCCAGCUGGCCCAGCUCAGGGCUGCCCACGCAGGAGCUGCGCAGGGGGAACAGCGCCAGGAAAUCCAAGGGCAGGAGCGGCGGGCAGCAGGGGCCCGGGCAGGAGCCUGAGAGGAGCUGCAGCCUCAUCCCCGAGAGCCCCCCGGGAGAGACCCCAUCCCCCGUGUACCAGGAGCCCUACAGGGCACACGGCCCCCAGCAGCACCCCCCGGCACAGCUGGAGCUGGGCAGGUUCCUGCAGUGCCACGGGCAGACAGGACCAGCCCAGGGCACUGUGCCAGGUGCCCAGCAGCUGUCCCUGGAGCAGUGGCACUGCCAGCCCCUGCCAGGGCACUGCAGGGAGGUGCCCUCUGUCCCCAUCUACAGCACCCCGGGCACCGCACGGCGGCUGCAGCUGCGGGCACCUGCCCAGGGCUCCUACCUGGGGGAGAUGUGCUCGCUGCCACAGGAACAGCUGGGCCCUGAGCUGCGUCCCCCAGAUGGCCCCUGUGGCCUGGCAGACGCCGCCUGCCCCUGCCGGGACUCCACGUCCUACCACGACUACGCGGAGCUGCAGAGCUUCCAGAGCGACCUGAGCUACGACAACCUGUGGGAGGCGGAGGGUCGGGAGCCGGGCAGCCCCGGGCGGGCCCCGCCGGUGUUCCAGGUCUGAGCCCGGGCAGGAAAGCCGGGCACGGGCACGGAGGAGCCCGCAGCUCUGCCCCCACGGCCUGGCACGUGUGGGGCUCGCUGCCAGCCCCAAAGCCCAGCGUGGGGCCGAGCAGAGCAGCCCCAGGCUCUGCGGGGCUGCAGGAGCAGCUGUGCCUCAAAAAAGCUGGGGCUGCUCCAAAAAUCCAGCUGUGCCCCCGGAAAUGCCAGAGCCAAAGGGUCAGGCUGCCUCGGGUGAAGGGGACGUGGUGAGCAGAGGGAGAACCCAAAAGGUGCCUGGAUCUGUUGGGUUCCUUUGCACCAGAGCCCUCGGCUGCUCCCUGUGAGGAUCCCUGGGAACAGCAAUGUCAGGAUCCUUGGGAACAGCCCAGUGAGGAUCCUUGGGAACAGCACUGUGAGAUCCCUGGGAACAGCCCUGUGAGAUCCCUGGGAACAGCACUGUGAGAUCCCUGGGAACAGCCCUGUCAGGAUCCCUGGGAACAGCCCAGUGAGGAUCCUUGGGAACAGCCCUGUCAGGAUCCCUGGGAACAGCCCAGUGAGGAUCCUUGGGAACAGCCCUGUCAGGAUCCCUGGGAACAGCCCAGUGAGGAUCCCUGGGAACAGCCCAGUGAGGAUCCCUGGGAACAGCAAUGUCAGGAUCCCUGGGAACAGCAAUGUCAGGAUCCUUGGGAACAGCCCUGUGAGGAUCCCUGGGAACAGCCCUGUGAGGAUCCCUGGGAACAACGUUAGGAUCCCUGGAAGAGCCCUGUGAGGAUCCCUGGAACAGCCAGAGCUUCCCCCAGCCGGCUCUGGAGGCUGCCAGGGUGCCCAGGGCUUUGCCCAUCCUGGCAGCUCACAGAGCAGAGGCAGCAGACAGAAAAUGGAGGGGCAAAAACCCCAAACCCCAGCCAGGUCUGAGCACGGUGGGGAUUUCUUCCCAUCUUCCUGGCCAGAAUUCUUCCUUCCUGCCACUGCUGCCUCCAGACCUGGUGCCAGCAAAAAUGCCAGCUGUGCUCCUUGAGGUCUUCCCUGCAGAGGAAACCCCAAAUCCCCCCAAAUCUGGGGGUCCUUCCUUUCCUCCCUGCCCUGAGCUCACCCCAAGUGCUGCCUGUGUCUGUCCAGGCAAGGAGAGGAGAAAAUCCCCCCAGGAGAAACUGCAGGGCAGCCAAAGUGACCAGAGCAGUGCCAGGGGGGCUGGGCUGUCCCUGAUGCCCCCUGGGCCCCCCCAGAGCCAGGACAGGACACAAACAAGGCACAGAGUCUCAGGGUUGUUAUUUUCCAGCCUCUCGGGCCAGAUCCUUUUGGAAGGUCAGCAGCAAAUCCAAAUGUUUUCACCUGAGGCUCUGAAUUCUUCACCUUUGUUCCCUGCAGAGGCUGCAAAUCAAACACAGCAACAAAACCUCUGCUUUGGUUCUUCCUCUGGUGCACCCACAACCAUUUGUACUGGAAUGUCUCUGGUUGUGUUUUGGGGUUUUUCGGGAGGCGCCCAGCAAAGUUUACAUGUAAAGGCUGGGUGGGUUCUGUGUAUUUAAAUGUAAAUGUGGCUGGUUGAAGAGCUGUUGAGUUUUCUAGCUGUGGCUGGUGUUCAGUUCUGUAAAACACGUUCAGGGGCGUGUGGCUUCGGGUCUUGGA